Messenger RNA from Scaptodrosophila lebanonensis, 606 nucleotides. RefSeq names its product N-alpha-acetyltransferase 20 (gene Naa20B). Gene Ontology annotation, biological process: N-terminal peptidyl-methionine acetylation. The record is from RefSeq and is a predicted model, not a curated record. Gene Ontology annotation, molecular function: protein-N-terminal amino-acid acetyltransferase activity. Lineage: Eukaryota; Metazoa; Arthropoda; Insecta; Diptera; Drosophilidae. Bases 1 to 537 code for a protein of 178 amino acids. The transcript has a single exon. Gene Ontology annotation, cellular component: NatB complex.
AUGGUUAGCUUACGCGAAUUCUUUUUGGAUGAUCUUCUGAAGUUCAAUUGCAUUGUGAUGGACCCAUACACUGAGGUUUAUUCGCUGUCUUUCUUUUUCAACAUACUCCUGAAAUUUCCACAGCUAUCACAUACGGCUGUUUCGCCCGGUGGUCAACUCAUAGGUUUUAUUUUAGGCAAGAUAGACAGUAACGAAAGCGUUGAAUCAAAUAUCGAGAAUGGUCAUAUUUGCGCUCUGAGCGUUUCGGAUAAUUAUCGGCGUCUGGGCUUGGCCACGCGACUAAUGGAGAGCUUUACGGAUACCGUCGAGUCCCACGGAGCUUGGUAUAUGGAUCUAUAUGCGCGCGAAAGAAAUAAAGCAGCCAUAAAACUUUACGAAUCGCUUGGCUUUGUGAAGUAUCGCUGGCUACCGAACUUCUAUCGGGACGACAAUGGCUAUGACAUGCGAAAGCCCCUCAAAUGCGAUGUUGGAAAACAGUCGCUAAAGGGAAGCUGGUUUGAUAGGUUUGUCUUAUGGUGGGUUGAUAACAUGAACUAACCGUCGCAAAAGGACCAAUAAAGAAUGCACGUAUUCCAAGAAUCGAUAAUUAUUGGCAUUAUUUCUACA